AAAGAACAUCUAUAGGUAAUAUCUAUAUAUUUACGAAACAGAAUUGAACCACAGAAUUUCAUCAUGAUUUCAAAUUCAAUCAAAUUACUAGUAUUACAUUUUGGUCUUGUACUGGCAUUCGGAAAUUGGGGCGUGCAAGCCAGUUGGGACGAGUGGUGGACAUACGAUGGAAUAUCAGGGCCAAAAUAUUGGGGUGUUCUAAACCCACUGUGGAAGUUAUGCUCAAUUGGCAAACGACAAUCUCCGAUUGAUAUUGAUCCGGAUAAACUGCUGUUUGAUCCAUUUUUGAAAAAUCUUCACAUCGAUAAAGACAAAGUCAGUGGAACAAUCGAAAAUACUGGACAGUCUUUGGUAUUCAGAGUGGAUAAAGAGUCGAAAUACGUUUUGAACAUCACUGAAGGUCCACUGACUUAUCGUUAUCAAUUUCAAGAGUUCUACAUACACUUUGGCACCGAUAACAAUCUCGGGUCCGAACAUAAAAUCCAGGGUUACUCGUUUCCGGCUGAAAUUCAGCUUUAUGGUUACAACACUGAUCUUUAUUCAAAUAUGUCUGAAGCCCAAAUGAAAUCUCAAGGAAUCGUUGGUGUAUCACUUAUGGUCCAAAUUGGACAGACAACAAAUUCAGAAUUCCAAAUGGUCACCAACGAGUUUGGAAAACUUUUGUACAAAGGUAAGAAAUAUUAA
Messenger RNA from Diuraphis noxia (Russian wheat aphid), 684 nucleotides. RefSeq names its product Carbonic anhydrase-related protein A (gene CARPA). Gene Ontology annotation, molecular function: carbonate dehydratase activity; zinc ion binding. Gene Ontology annotation, biological process: one-carbon metabolic process. The record is from RefSeq and is a predicted model, not a curated record. NCBI's taxonomy places the organism in Eukaryota, Metazoa, Arthropoda, Insecta, Hemiptera, Aphididae.